GAUUCCGCGUCACCACUCUUCUUCCAAGGAAUAUAUAAACAUAUUAUUUAUUAUAUGGUAACAAUGAGUCUGCAUUCUUUACCAGCACGAGCACCAAAGGCACAAAUUCUACCUCCCUCGUGGACGCAGACGGGUCGUUUUUCCACUUCCUUGCGCCGUGCUCGCUAUGCGGAUACGCUUCCUAAUCUUAAGAUCGGGGCUCAUACGAGGGUGUUAUUUCAGGGUUUUACGGGUAGACAGGCCACUGCCAACGUAAAAGAAUCCCUAGCAUGGGGAACUAAGAUUGUCGGGGGUGUUAAGCCCGGGGUAGAAGGCGAGCAUUUGGGAUUGCCUGUAUUCCCUUCAGUGAGGGCGGCCCAGGAAAAAGCAAAGCCAGACGCAUCUGCCAUUUACGUACCCGGAAACCAAACAGCAAAGGCAAUUGAGGAAGCGAUUGAAGCUGAGAUUCCUCUUGUUGUUGCCGUGGCUGAGCAUGUCCCAGUUCAUGAUAUCCUGCGGAUCCAUUCCAUGCUUCAAACACAAUCAAAAACUAGAUUAGUCGGCGCCAAUUGCCCCGGGAUCAUAUCUGCAAUUGGCAAGUGUCGGAUAGGUUUCCAGCCACUGCCCUGUUUCGCCCCGGGUAAUGUAGGCAUCGUCGCCAAGUCAGGGACUCUGAGUUAUGAGACUGUGGCAUCGACAACGCGAGCUGGUCUCGGACAGAGUCUCUGUAUUAGUAUGGGAGGGGAUGUGCUUGCAGGGACCAAUUUUGUGGACGCAUUGACUAUCUUCGAAAAUGACCCUGACACAGAGGGCAUCAUGCUUGUUGGUGAGAUUGGUGGCACUGCAGAAAUCGAUGCUGCAGAGUGGAUUCGGGAUUAUAACAGGCGAUGUGCAAACCCUAAGCCCGUUAUGGCUCUUGUUGGUGGCUUGGAAGCCCCUCCUGGUCGGGUCAUGGGUCAUGCUGGAGCUUGGACAACACCAGGUGAACCAGACGGAAAGGCCAAAUACGACAUUCUCGAGCGUGCUGGAGCAGUCAUGGUCAAUCAUCCUGAAAAGUUUGGUGGGGGCAUGAGGACUCUCUUGAACAGUCGUGGUGGUAGCCGAGGUGCGAUGUCUUCAUCGAACUCUGUCAACCAGAAACGGAACCUGCACACAAUGAGACGGGUUUCAUCCGGUAGUCAGAAACCAUUCGGGUCGAACCAAGUCCGAUCUCUUCACAUUAAGCAAUCCCAGGCUCUUGACAUGCUCAAAGAAAAGUCCAUUCCCGUCCGCGAAACAGCUGACUCUGAUUCCGACUUUUCCCUGUCCAUCACCGUUGACAGGAACGCAUUGUCUCCUUGUGUAAUCGCAGCUGGCCCGGAUGCAGCUCAACCCCGCAAAUUCCCAUUCGAAUACGCCACUACCGACUUGAGCAGUGCCGGUACACUGCUUGAGGCUGUUGCAUCGCACCUUCAAAUACCCGAGACAACACAUUUAGCCGGUCUGGUACAGGCUUUGUGGCAGAUUUUCAAGGAGAAAGAAGCUUUUCUGCUGGUGGUCAAGGCCAGCUCAGUUGGUGGUGCUUUAGAGGUGCAUGGUGCACACUUUAAUUUUGAUGAUGCUGCAUUUAGGAGCUCGGGGCGUCAAGAGGAUGUGCACCGACUGAGAAACAAGGAAGAGGAAGUUCCAGAGGAGGUUGAAGCAGAAAAGGACGGCAUUGUCUAUAUCAAACUUGAUGGUGAAGGCAGUGUCGGCACACUAGUCAACGGUGCCGGUCUGGCGAUGAACACAGUAGAUGCCCUCACCAUCCAUGGUGGCCACUGCGCCAACUUCUUGGAUACUGGUGGCAAAGCCACCUCGGAGACGGUCAAGUCGUCCUUCCGAAUCAUCGGUUCCGACAAACGGGUGAAGGCGAUCUUCGUCAACAUCUUUGGGGGGUUGACACGGUGCGAUAUGAUUGCAGAGGGCAUCAUUCUCGCAUUUCGGGAUCUGCACAUGAGCGUGCCGGUGGUGGUUCGACUGAGGGGAACCAACGAGGAACUUGGACAGAAGAUGAUUGCGGAGAGUGGACUUCCUCUGCAUGCCUUUGACAGUUUUGAGGAUGCAGCAAAGAAGGUGAUCAGCCUUGCAGCAUAGAUAGAUACACUCCUAGGAUACGAUAGACGAAUGACAAUAAAUAAAAACAAACCCUCCCUUGCAGUGGAGAUGAGAUAGAAACAGGAUAGAAAAAAAAAAGAAAAAGAAAAAAGAAAGAG
Aspergillus wentii DTO 134E9 is the source of this 2213-nucleotide messenger RNA. Its product is annotated as putative succinyl-CoA synthetase subunit alpha. Gene Ontology annotation, cellular component: succinate-CoA ligase complex (ADP-forming); mitochondrion. Gene Ontology annotation, biological process: tricarboxylic acid cycle. Gene Ontology annotation, molecular function: succinate-CoA ligase (GDP-forming) activity; succinate-CoA ligase (ADP-forming) activity. The record is from RefSeq and is a predicted model, not a curated record. The transcript is spliced from 9 exons. Bases 55 to 2094 code for a protein of 679 amino acids. Lineage: Eukaryota; Fungi; Ascomycota; Eurotiomycetes; Eurotiales; Aspergillaceae.